Messenger RNA from Trichobilharzia regenti, 1716 nucleotides. Lineage: Eukaryota; Metazoa; Platyhelminthes; Trematoda; Strigeidida; Schistosomatidae. The record is from the annotation of a GenBank genome assembly.
AUGACUCGGUUUCCCUUUCAAAAAGUAUGGCUUGAAAAUAAUGAAAUGAAGAUAAAUAAUUAUUGUCAUAACUAUCCCAAAGUUAUUCCUGAAGAACUAAAAGUCCACACAUUCAAAGAUCAACUGUACAACUUUCUGUGUAGAAUUAAAUCAUCAGUGAGUUUGAAGCAAACUCCUGUAGAACUUCGUAAAAUCACUGUUAGAAAUUCAAAAGAUGAGCUAAAUGAUGUUUUACAUAUGAAUAGUUCACAUGCACAACUGAGAACAUAUGAAGAAUUGAAAAUUUUAAAACUUUUAGAAGAUGUUAAAUCAUUUAGGUUACCGAACUCAGUGACUCAAUAUGAAGAUGUCGUUAGUACACUGCAGAAUAGUUCAGCCUCUUCAAUCACAUUUGAGAAGAUAAUUAAUGCAUUACUACAUUAUGCUAUUCAAUAUAAUCAUAUUGAUUUCGUUGAAUGGCUACUGAUUUGUGGAGCAGAUCCGAACAAUAUUAAUGAACUAGGAGAUCAACCUAUUCACUCAGCAGUACUUGGAAAACACUUGCAAAUACUUCGAUUGUUAAUUGAUUUUGGUGCCAAAGUGGAUAUGAAAAACCAACAAGGUGCACAACCUAUACAUUUAGCAGGGGAAGGCAAUUUUCUUGAAGGACUUGAGCUUCUGCUUGAACUAACACAAGAUGUGAAUAUACUGGAUGAUGUGGGUGCAACACCGAUUCACUACUGUUGUUUCAAAGAUAGUGCAGAAUGUUUACUGUUAUUGAUAGAGCAUGGUGGCAAUAUAUAUCAACCUAAUGUAUUUGGAACGUAUCCAAUUCACGAGGCAAUUUCUCAAUUGAGUCUGCGAUGUGUUAAAAUUCUUUUAGAAUAUAAUAAGCAUGAUUUACAAAUGAGCACAGAAACAAAACAAACAGAUAACACUGACCUAUCAGUUACUGGCAUUUCUGUCAAUAACAAAUCUACUUCAAUAUUCAAUAGAAAAUUUUCUCUGAUAUCAAAUAAUUUUAGCAUAAAUAGACAUGUGUCACCUAGUACUCCAUCAAGAUUUAGUAUGGAACAAAGAUGUUCUAAUCAUGGAAGCGACCAACCUAUAAAACCUUUACAAUUAAUUCAUUUACCUGAUUGCCAAGGUUUUGCACCGAUUCAUAUGGCAGCUAAUUCAGGAUCUAUUGAACUUAUGAAGAUUUGUCUUCAAGAAAAAGCAAAUAUUUUAACAAAAGUAUACAAUGGUCAAACAGUUCUGCACUAUUGUGCAUUACGUGGAGAUUUAGAAUGUAUAAAAUUUAUUAUUGAAAGCAUUCAACCAGAAGAGAUAAAAAUAUUAAUUGAAUGUGCUAAUGAAAAUGGUGAAACCUGUUUACACUUAGCUGCAAUGCAGAAUUAUGUUAAUAUGGUGGAAUAUUUAAUAAGUUUGGGAGCAGUAAUCAACAAACCUGAUAUAAACGGUAAUACACCGAUUAUGUCAGCUGCAAUAAAAGGCUCAGUACCAGUGUGUAAUUAUCUAUUGAAAAAAGAACUAAAAGAGUUACCUGAAUUACUAAAUGAUGUUGAUAAUUUCGGAUUUACACCAUUACAUUAUGCAGUUGAAUUGAAUCUUAUCAAAACUAGUCAAUUCUGUUUACAGUUUGGUGCAAAUGUGACAAUUACUAGUAAGGAUAAAAGCAGUCCACUUCAUAUUGCAGCUAAAUAUGGACGUUGCAUAUAUCACAGGCAAUACUGA